Messenger RNA from Xiphophorus maculatus (southern platyfish), 3081 nucleotides. RefSeq names its product N-lysine methyltransferase SMYD2-A-like (gene smyd2a). Gene Ontology annotation, molecular function: protein binding. Lineage: Eukaryota; Metazoa; Chordata; Actinopteri; Cyprinodontiformes; Poeciliidae. Bases 113 to 1420 code for a protein of 435 amino acids. The transcript is spliced from 12 exons. Gene Ontology annotation, cellular component: nucleus. The record is from RefSeq and is a predicted model, not a curated record.
UCCCUGCCGAGGAUCGCAGAGGAAGAAAACGGCUCAGACAGAAGCGGAUUAGCGGACUCAGCAGACUGUGGAUGUCUGUAGGUUCUGAGGAGAACAGCGACCCGAGCAAACCAUGAAGAACGAAGGCAUAGAGGGGACGGAGCGGUUCCUGAGCCCGGACCGAGGCCGAGGCCUCCGGGCGGUGAGGCACUUCGCGGUGGGGGAGCUGGUGUUCGCCUGUCCUGCCUACUCCUACGUGCUGACGGUGAAUGAGAGGGGGGCUCACUGCGAGCACUGCUUCACCAGGAGAGAAGAUCUGUUUAAAUGCGGUAAAUGUAAGCAGGCCUACUACUGCAAUGUUGACUGUCAGAGAGGCGACUGGCCCAUGCAUAAGCUGGAGUGUGUCGCCAUGUGUGCAUAUGGGGAGAACUGGUGUCCAUCAGAGACGGUCAGACUGGUGGCCAGAAUCAUCAUGAAACAGAGAGUAACGACGGAUCGGACCCCCUCAGAACGGCUGCUGCUGCUCAAAGAGUUCGAAGCACAUCUGGAUAAAAUGGACAGUGAGAAGGAGGAGUUAAACCAGGCUGACAUUGCGGCUCUGCACCAUUUCUACUCCAAACACAUCAGUGACCUCCCUGACGACCAGGCUCUCACUGAGCUCUUUGCACAGGUCAACUGUAAUGGUUUCACCAUAGAGGACGAAGAGCUCUCCCAUCUAGGAUCAGCUGUUUUUCCUGAUGUAGCACUGAUGAACCACAGCUGUAGUCCAAAUGUUAUUGUGACCUAUAAAGGCACAGUGGCGGAGGUCAGAGCCGUUCAAGAGAUAAACCCAGGGGAAGAGAUCUUUGACAGUUACAUAGACCUGCUAUAUCCAACAGAGGACCGGAGAGAGAGGCUAUUAGAGUCCUACUUCUUCAUGUGUCAGUGCACCGAGUGCACCACCAGGUCUAAGGAUAAAGCAAAAACAGAAGUCAGGAAGCUGAGCUCUCCACCAGAACCAAAGGAAAUCCAGUCUAUGGUCCAUUAUGCCAAAAAUGUAAUUGAAGAGUUCAGAAGAGCCAAGCACUACAAAAAUCCCAGCGAGCUGCUGGAGAUGUGUGAGCUCAGCCUGGAGAAGAUGGGAGCUAUUUUUGCAGACACCAAUGUCUACAUGCUGCACAUGAUGUAUCAGGCCAUGGGCGUGUGUCUCUACAUGCAGGACUGGGACGGCGCCAUGAGCUACGGGGAGAAAAUCGUUCAGCCGUACAGUGUUCACUACCCGACCUACUCUCUGAAUGUGGCGUCCAUGUACCUGAAGCUGGGCCGUCUCUACUUGGGGCUUGAAAAGAAAUCCCAAGGUGUCAAAGCUUUGAAAAAGGCGUUGGCCAUCAUGGAGGUGGCUCAUGGGAAAGACCACCAUUAUGUAGCAGAGGUCAAACGGGAAAUCCUGGAUCAGAAAUAAACGAGGAGAACGAAAAUCAAACUUGGGACCUCCUUAAAAAGCAACAAAACACAGUUCUUCAAAGCAUGGCAUGCAUCUUUUACCUCUGUUUUUACACCUUUUUUAUUUUCCUGCCUCACUUUAUGCACAUGCCUUCUGACUGGAUUAUAUUUCUUAUCUGUCCCUGACUUCUUCAAAUACUGGACUUUAACUAGAUUUGCUUUUUUGAAUUAAUUUAAAAACACCUGUAGUAUUUUGUUUUUCAUCCUCAAACUAAACUCAUAGUCCUGCCUUUUAAAGCUGCCUUCUGAAGAAAGUCAAGCUUUCGUCUGGUAGCUUCCACCUUCGUCCUGCUUUUCCACCCAGUGUCUUGUGGGUUCGUCUCCAGACUGUUUGUGUUUUUGCAGCAUUGCGAGCUGCAUGUGUCCUUCCAGAUUAGUUACUGAGUCACAGCCUGUCUGUUUACCACCAGAGCACAGUUUAUGGUCGCACAUGCUCUCAGUGAAACUGUGAUUUAACACUAAGACUGACCAUGCAUCAAACACUCUGUAGCAACAGAGAGGUCUCUCAGCGCGUUUUGGUUUGUUGAAAGGAAGUGUUGCAUGCUUGACUUAUUAUGCAUUUGUUUAUAUUUCUCUUUGUCUUUUGUCAAAUGAAGUGAUCAGUUCAUGUCUUGGCUGUUCUCUUUUCAAAAAAGAAGAGAAUAAGAAAAAUAUCACAUCAAAGCUGAAAACAACACUGUAUAUUUUUUUUGUCAUUCUGUGUUUUAGCCGAUUAGUCGGACAAUCUGCUCGAGUAGCAAGCCUGCAGUCGGCUGCAUUACAGACGUCCAGUUUGCAGCGAAGUAGCAUAAGGGUGAUGUUGAUGCUGCUUUAGUUUCUACAUAAUCAGUGUUUGUGCUUUUCACAACUGGAAAUAUUUCCAAAUAGAUUUUUUUCUUUAUUACAAAUAAAUGAGCAGAGUGUAGGUUUUAUUCAGCCAGCUGACCGGCAGUUGACUGAUUGUGUGACCUUGGCAGAUCAGGAUACCAGUAACCGACCCAAAGCGAAACACUCGGGGCCUGGGAAUGAACGGCGGACUGAGAUUUGACCAAAUGUUCUGAGAGGUUCUGCCAAGGAUCCGGCCAAAACCGGAGCCUCUAGUUCUGCCAUAAAAGCAGAAACUCUGUAUUUUGUCUUUUAUUAUGUUUUGUUUUUUGCAGUUUUCUAGAAAAGCAUAUUCUCAUCAGUCUGGGUUUGACGUUAACAUGCACUAACAAGGUUACAUAUCUACAUUCUAUAAGAAAUAUUUCUUUAUGUAAUUUUGAAAAAUGUCCCUGCUUCACAUUUCUCAGUGCUUACUGUCAUGUUUGAGUUAUAAACUUGAUGCUUUUUGCUUAAUUUGCACCACAGCGCAUCGGAAAAAUCCAAACAGUUCAACCUGUGAAAAACUGUUACAGCAGAAAUUAUUAAAUACUAGCAAGACAAGUCUAUUUUAUAACUUUCAGGCAGAUACAAACCCUCACUCUAAAGUGUGAGGCAGGUGCCGAUUGUAAAAUUAUAGCUUUUUUGUAGACUUACUGCAAAAAAAUAUAAAAAUGUACCUAGUAUUUUUUGGCCUAGUAUGUAGUGUAAAUAUCUCAGUACUCUUGAAAUGGGACAAAACUAACUUAUAAGUAGCUUUUCAGCAAGAUAUAGUAGUUU